Messenger RNA from Mobula hypostoma (lesser devil ray), 1813 nucleotides. RefSeq names its product trafficking from ER to golgi regulator (gene tfg). The coding region runs from base 166 to 1356 and encodes 396 amino acids. Lineage: Eukaryota; Metazoa; Chordata; Chondrichthyes; Myliobatiformes; Myliobatidae. Gene Ontology annotation, biological process: endoplasmic reticulum to Golgi vesicle-mediated transport; COPII vesicle coat assembly. The record is from RefSeq and is a predicted model, not a curated record. The transcript is spliced from 8 exons. Gene Ontology annotation, molecular function: identical protein binding. Gene Ontology annotation, cellular component: endoplasmic reticulum exit site.
GCCUCCGUUUGCCACGUCCAGAUGAGGUCUGGGAGGAGGGAUUUCCCGUCGUGGUGAGAGAAGUCGGGGGAAUAGCACAGCGCAGGACUGGACUGGCAGGGCAGGCAGGUGCCGAGCUCGCUUCCAACCUCCACCCGCAGGUAUACAGCCUGACAGGAGGAAACAAUGAAUGGGCAACUGGAUCUCAGUGGAAAACUCAUCAUUAAAGCUCAGUUAGGUGAUGAUAUUCGCAGGAUUCCUAUCCACAAUGAGGAUAUCACCUAUGAUGAACUGGUUCUGAUGAUGCAGCGGGUGUUUCGUGGGAAACUUCAGAGUAAUGACGAAGUCACGAUCAAGUACAAAGAUGAAGAUGGAGAUCUUAUAACCAUAUUUGAUAGCUCAGAUCUUUCCUUUGCUACCCAGUGUAGUAGAAUACUCAAGCUUACCUUGUUUGUGAAUGGACAGCCACGGCCAUUGGAGUCAAACCAAGUUAAGUAUCUUCGCCGGGAACUCAUAGAGCUUCGGAAUAAAGUGAACCGAUUGCUGGAUUGCUUGGAGCCACCUAGUGAUCCAAAUCUUUGUGCCAACAUUUCUGAAAAUGAUGCAGUUGAUGGAAGGGAUGGAAAGACUGUGGCACCAGACUCCACAAUCAAGCAGCCAGUUCCUGUCAGUGCUGCCAGUAUGUCUGCCUUUGAUCCUUUAAAAAAUCAAGAUGAAAUCAACAAAAAUGUUAUGUCAUCAUUUGGCCUGACUGAAGACCAGGUCUCUGGUCCUCCCACUGCACCGGUCGAUGAAAGAUCAGGGACACCAGAUAGCAUUGCCUCUUCCUCAUCUGCUGCUCAUCAGCCUGGAGCACCACAGCAUCAGCAGUCUUACACAGGAGUUCAGCCUCAAGCUGGCCAGAUGGAAGGUCAAAUGUAUCAGCAGUAUCAACAACCAGGAUAUACAACUCAGCCACAACCACAAGCUCAGCCACAGUAUGGUCCACCGUACUCAGCUUACAGCCAGCAAACAUCUUCCCAGCCACAGGCUCAGCAAUUUCAGGCUUUCAAUCAACAAGCUCAGCAAGCUCCUGCACCUGGAUUCUCCAGCCAAGCCCAGCCCAUGCCAUCACAGCCUCCUCAGCAGUACCAAGCAGGUUCCUUCCCACCACAGAAUUACACAACACAAGCUUCCCAGCCUGCUAAUUACACAAUGCCGCCUGCCUCCCAGCCUGGUAUAGCUCCAAAUCAAGCAGGAGGUUACCAGCCAAGACCAGGAUUUACACCUUCCCCAGGCAGCAAUGUGACACCGCCACUAUCUGGAUCAAAUCCAUAUGCACGUAAUCGUCCUCCAUUUGCUCAAGGGUACACUCAACCUGGUCCAGGUUAUCGGUAAGGUACCCGGAUUAUUCAGAAAGCUGCAAGCAAACUUAAUAUCCUAGGUAAUAAUUUCCAUCCAUGCACACUGAGUGCUAACCAGUUUUGAUUUGGAAACAAUUUAUAAUCUAAAGCAAUGCAGCCCUUCUAUUAACUUCAGAAUGAUGGGAUUUUGUUUGCUGAGGAAAAAAGACCAAACUAGAUUUUUCUUAUUUUCUGCUUUCGAUUUUAUCAGCAUCAUAGCAUAAAAAUUUCUUUUCUCGAGACACUACCUAAACGUGUUGUGAUUUUGAUCUUGUAGAUGUAUAGGCAGAAGAACAAUAGAUAAUACAAAUAUAGUUUUUAAGUAGGGCACAAAUGCGAUUCAUUUUCUUUGUUGUAUGAAUAACAAAAUGUACUAAUUGAAGUGAAAUUCAAAGGUAAUAUGUACAAAAGUAAUAUUUCCCUGCAAAACUAAUAAAAUGGUUGAAAUCAUU